Macrobrachium nipponense is the source of this 1191-nucleotide messenger RNA. RefSeq lists its product as uncharacterized. Lineage: Eukaryota; Metazoa; Arthropoda; Malacostraca; Decapoda; Palaemonidae. Gene Ontology annotation, cellular component: nucleus. The transcript has 2 exons. The coding region runs from base 1 to 1191 and encodes 396 amino acids. The record is from RefSeq and is a predicted model, not a curated record. Gene Ontology annotation, molecular function: DNA binding.
AUGCGACCGAAAAAAUCAACUGUCUUCGUAGUUCCUUCAGAAGAGGACUACGAAAACUUGAAAGCUCCAAGAAGUCUGGCAAAUCACCUGAUGACAUAUACACAUCCACUCUCUGGUAUGUUGAAAACUAUGUUCAUUUAUGACAAAGAGUUGCCAAGAGAAAGUACAUCAAAUUUGGAUUGUGUUGAUGAAGAGGGAAAAGCAACAGCAUUGUCUUUGGAACUUGAAGAGAAGAUCGCAGAUAUGGUUCGUCGUAUGGAGAAAAUGGGGAUGGGUCCAACACUGAGUGAGUUCCGUGACAUUGUCAAGGACUACUUACAAGCCAACAGAAUUGAUGUUCCCUUUAAAGAUGGCAUUCCUGGUUAUGAAUGGGCAUCUUUAUUUAUGAAGAGGCAUCGCUUGUCACUCAAAAAAGGUGGUGUGAUGCAACUAGCUAGGAUAUCUGUUACAUCUGACCCAUUUGUGAUAUAUGGGUUCUAUGACCUGCUACAGGAAGAAAUGAUCAAGCUUCAAAUUACAAAUCGUCCAGAAUGCCUGUGGAACCUUGACGAGACAGGCUUUCCCCUUGACCCAUCUAAGAUGAAAACACUGGGAAGUAUUGGGUCCAAGACUGUUCGCUUGACAUGCGGCUCAAACAGAGAGAAUAUAACUGCAUUAGCAACAUGUGCUGAUGGUAGAGCACUAGAUCAUCUGAUCAUUUUUAAAGGUAAGAACAUGCAAACCACCUGGGUAGAUGAGAAUGCACUGCCAGACACUCAGUAUGCAGUUUCAGAAUCGGGCUGGAUGAACCAUUAUAUCUUCCAUGAAUUCUUCAAAGGGUUUGCAGAAAAAACUAAAGACAAACGUCCACUUUUGUUGACUUUAGAUGGUCAUCGCUGUCACACAAAUUUGCAGACAAUUGAACUGUCCAUUAAAGAAAAUAUCUCUAUUAUCAAACUACCAGCUCACUGUACUGAUCUUUUGCAACCAUUGGAUGUUUCUUGCUUUGCCCCGCUAAAGAAUUAUUAUGAAAAAAGCCUGAUGGAGAUAGUUCACCAGACAGGGGCCUGCAAACCCAUAGGAAAGAGAGGCUUUGUAAACUUGCUCUGUAAAAUUUGGAGGCAGGGGCUUUCAGAGCGCAACAUUAAAGCAGGGUUUAAAGCCACUGGUAUAUAUCCGUUUAGUCCAGAAAAACAUACAAUACGUGGAUAG